Funneliformis mosseae is the source of this 1284-nucleotide messenger RNA. Lineage: Eukaryota; Fungi; Glomeromycota; Glomeromycetes; Glomerales; Glomeraceae. The record is from the annotation of a GenBank genome assembly.
AUGUCUGAAACUCAAAUGCAAACCGAUCUUCAGGGUGGCUUAGAAACAGCAGCAAGUAAAGACUGGCCCGGUCGGUGGUCUCACCUUUACAAAAUUUUAGAUCGACGUGGUCCCUUCGCUGAUCCAAGUUUUACUCCCGAUCACGGCGAUGAAAUCUUACUCAAUACUUGUAGAGUUCUCGUCAUUGGAGCUGGCGGUUUGGGCUGUGAAAUCCUUAAAAACUUGGCGCUCUCUGGUUUUAAGAAUAUUGAAGUGAUUGAUAUGGACACUAUUGAUGUUUCGAAUUUAAAUAGACAAUUUCUCUUUAGACCUUCCGACGUUGGUAAACCAAAAGCAAAAGUAGCUUCGGAAUUUAUCAUGAAACGUGUUCCUGGUGUAAAGGACGAUGAUUAUUAUCUUGGAUUUCAGCUUAUUAUUUGUGGCUUAGAUUCUGUUGAAGCGCGUAGAUGGAUAAACGCCACUCUCGUUAAUCUCGUCGAUGGUGAGCCGGAACGAAUUAGAGUAUUGGUUGACGGUGGAACAGAAGGUUUCAAGGGUCAAGCCAGAGUUAUUAUACCUACUAUAACUUCAUGUUAUGAGUGUUCUCUUGAUAUGCUAGGUAAACAGAGAACUUUCCCCAUCUGUACUAUUGCUAAUACACCAAGAUUACCUGAACAUUGUAUUGAAUGGGCUUCCGCCAUACAUUGGCCAAAAGAACGACCAGAUAUUAAAAUGGAUACGGAUGAUCCAAUUCAUAUACAAUGGUUAUAUGAGACAGCAUUGAAACGAGCCAAAGAAUUUAACAUUACUGGCGUUACUUAUUCACUCACUCAGGGUGUCGUAAAAAAUAUCAUCCCGGCAAUUGCUUCUACGAAUGCUAUCAUCGCAGCUUCAUGCUGUAACGAAGCAUUCAAACUUAUUACUACAUCGCAACCAUAUCUCAACAAUUACAUGAUGUAUACCGGCAAUGAAGGUUUGUACACUUAUACAUUUGAACAUCAAAAAAAGCCGGAUUGUCCUGUAUGUGGUAAUGAACGUGUUACAAUGGAGAUCAGCAUGGAAAUAACAGUUGAAGAUUUCAUCGAAUAUCUCAAGGAAAAACAAGACAUUCAACUUAAAAAACCAAGUUUAUCUCACGCCGUCACCAACGAAAAAAUUUAUUGGCAAUCGCCACCAAUUUUUGAAGAAAAGACCAGACCAAAUCUGGAAAGGAAGUUACUAGAAAUGGUGAAACAGGGAGACGAAAUAACUGUUACAGAUACUACCCUACCGAUUUCUCUACAAAUUGUUGUUUCUUACAUCUAA